This is a messenger RNA of Scutellospora calospora, 1405 nucleotides long. NCBI's taxonomy places the organism in Eukaryota, Fungi, Glomeromycota, Glomeromycetes, Diversisporales, Gigasporaceae. The record is from the annotation of a GenBank genome assembly.
UAGAUCCUUAUAAAUUCAAAAAUCCAAUAGAUGCAAGUAAAAUUUUUGAAAACAAACAAAUUCAAGAACCAUACAUAAUUCGAUCAGAUAAAAUAAUUUAUACAAUUGACGAAAAAAUGUUUAUCGAAGAAUUGGUGCCUGAUAAUUGGGUCGAAUACUUAAGAAAAGAACUGAAAGACACAAAUAGCAUUACAACUCCGUCUAAAAAGACAAUCGAUAUUAUAACUAAAAUUAUAAAGAAUAGAUUAACUAAUGAUUAUAAUACUGGCGGAAAAGAAUUUCAAGGGAAAUUUUUAAGAUGGGGAUUGGAAUUAGAUAAUAAAUCAGUCAGACUUACAGUGAUUGACUUUGAUUAUUACAGGAAUGACUGGAACUCAGAUAAUGAAAAAAAGCAACUGGAUAUUCUUCCAUCAUUUUAUCCUGAUGGAAAAAAUUUUAUAUUACAUUGUGAAGUUCUUGAAAACGAUGAUUUCAUUACAAUUUCACGUAUUGGUGUAAUUAUAUGGACUUAUAAACUUUCUAACAUUAAGAUACAUUAUUAUUGGAAUGAUUGGAAUCAUCGUUUAGAGAAAUUCGAUUUUGAAAAGACAAAUUUCAAAGAUAUUUUAGGUCUCUUUGAGGACUGGAUUCUGGGAAGAAUUCUUCCUGCUUCGAGUUAUGAAACAAUCUAUAAAAAUUUAGAUGUUAAAUUUGGCGAAAAAGAGGGAAAAGAGCUCUUCAAAGAGUUUUUAGAAGACAGUAUUGCUGAAGAAUUUAAUUUAAUUUUCUACGGAAAAAUUCUCAUGAAAACAUUUAUUAGAUUAAAGGAUGAUAAAUGGAUUCAGACUUUAGGUAUGAGUUGUAUUGAUAAGUGUGUGCAAGAUAAUAAUCAUCUGAUUUCUAAAAUUUCUUUGUUGAGCAUUAUUUUUGAAAACUUUAAAGAGUUAUCAGAAAAUAAUCCAGCAUUUAUAGCAAAUGCUUUGUUGGUUAUAGAGUUUGUAAUUCCUUCUAAUAUCGUAAUUCCAAACUCUAUGUCUUCACAUCUUUCCAGUUAUGGAAGAUACUAUCAUUUAUCUAAAUCAAAAUUUCUUGAUGUAUUAAUUUCUGAUCUUCGGGUUCGUUGGAUUGGUUUUCAAAAGAAUCAUCAUUAUUUUCGAGAUUUAAUUAUAAAACCAGUUAUCAAUUUUUAUGCCAAGUUUCAUAAUGUAGGUCCUAGUACAAUACUUGCAAUUCCUCUACCAAACUUUGUUUCUUAUCCAAAAAAAUACAAUUUCUGGAAAGAAUUAUUGUUACCUAGUCCCAAUCCUUUUACAUAUUCAAAUAAGUCUAAAAUGAUAAAUGAAGAAUUUUAUAGUCACUUAAAUGGAGAAGCGUUACUUAAAUUUAAAUGGAAUUCUUAUGGACAAAAAUAUUAUCUUACAAUUUG